Messenger RNA from Aspergillus mulundensis, 2556 nucleotides. RefSeq lists its product as uncharacterized. The transcript is spliced from 2 exons. Bases 1 to 2556 code for a protein of 851 amino acids. NCBI's taxonomy places the organism in Eukaryota, Fungi, Ascomycota, Eurotiomycetes, Eurotiales, Aspergillaceae. The record is from RefSeq and is a predicted model, not a curated record.
AUGGAACACCUCCCCACCCGAGCAGACUCACCUCCGCUGAAGAUCCCGUACCUUGGCGGCGAAGCAUUUGAAGCAGGAACCUUAGGCUCCACCGAGGGCGCGCUAUACAAUUUCAAGAGCUACUGGCAACGCAGGGGCCUGGAGCGCGACCAGCUCACGGGCGAGAUAUCAUUCGAGAGCCUCCGGCCGCACGAGAUCGCCCAGUCGCUCCAGACAUGGCUCUAUUUUGGAACGCUCAUUUCCGUCUUCGAGGUCGUUGGGAUUCCCGUCCGCACUCGCGAUUUUGUCAUCCCGCGCCCGUCGCUGUCGUCACGCGUGCGCGUUUUGUGGGGAGAGCGAGAGAAGGAGGAGAGGAGCGUUUGCACCGCCAUGUUGCCUGCGCUCGUUGCCAGGUGGACGGCGCGCGAAGGGUUCUCGUCGGGCUCUGAUGGACGACUGCACGUCCGCGACGUCAACGAUCCGAGGUUCUUGCGCGGGGAGAACAUCAAGGAGAUGCUGAACUGGACAUUCUAUUACCUGGACAAGUUCCACCUUGAGGGCGAGAGCAUGGCCGAGCCGUACAAGAACCGCAUGCAGCUGGUUGAGCUGGCCAUCAUGGCCGUGUGCGAAAGCCUGUGCUCCGUGAUCGUGGCAAUCUACGGCUACGAGGCCCGCGAGAUGCCGUCUUGGGGCCCGAGUCCCGUCUUGCAGGCCCAGCUGCGGCGGAAUGGAUGGUGCAUUAGCGACUCGCCCUUUUUUCCGGAGUCGAUGAGCUGUGCUGCCGUUGCUGCAGAUUACUUCUUUGGCAGCUCGGUGUGUCCGCGGCCGGAGCGGGCCGAUGGAGAUCAUUCGCGGUGUACCACGGCCAUAUGCGACGAAUACUGCAGGAAGAUCACGCCGGGCAGGUAUGAGCAGAGACAUACGGUGGCGGGCUGUAAGUGCGAGGCCAUUUCGGUUCCGGAGGAGGCUAUUCGGCUUGUUGCAAGUGCUGAGGUCCCCGUUCUUCAAUGGGACGGCGAGGCGUUGCGAGUCUCGGCUGGCGACAGCGUGUGGAACGAAUAUGUGGCGAUAUCGCAUGUCUGGUCUGAUGGCUUAGGCAACAACGACAAGUCCAAUGCCCUCUGGGCCUGCCAGCUCUCCCGUCUCCAGUCUCUCGUCAAUGAACUCUGGCGCUCCUCAGGCUCCAAUCCAUCUGCGUAUCAAGCGCCACACGAUGAUAAUGCCAUUCACUACGAAAUAGAGCAAGUGCCGUUCUGGCUCGACACCCUCUGCGUCCCCGUUGGGACCGAAAACCGGCACCCCGGCGGCGACCGCACGCGCGACCUGCGCAAGGCGGCCAUCGCCCAAAUGGCAGCCAUCUAUCAGCGCGCCAGCCGGGUGCUCGUGCUCGACGCGUCUAUCUCGGCGCUGCCGCGCUCAACCGACAUUGUCGACAAGUACCUGCAGGUGCACCUGUCCAACUGGCACCACAGGCUCUGGACCAUGCAAGAGGGCCAGCUGGCGCGCCGGCUGUUCUUCCAAUUCCGCGACGGCGCCGAGUCGUUCGAGGACAUGAAGCGCGCCGAGCUGCGGGUGUGGGAGGGCCGCGCGCCGCGGAACCUGUGUGCGCCGCUGCGCCUCCUCUGCGCCGUCGAGCUCGAGGCCUUCUACCGCGCUGCGGAGCUUAGUGGCCACGAUGCUUCGCAUCUCGACGUAACGGCGCGCAUGCGCUCCUGCGCGCGCUACCUGCGCAGCCGCGAGACCAGCCGCUCCGAGGAUGAGCCCGUCUGUGUAGCUGGUAUUCUUGGGCUCGGGGGCGAUAGUGGCGCGAGGGAGAUCCUUGCGCGAGACGGCGCCGACGCGCGCAUGGCUACCUUCUACGACUUGGUCGGCUGUUUCGACCCGCGCAUCAUCUUUCACAACCACCCGCGUCUCCCUGUAGACGGGUACCGCUGGGCUCCGCGGUCCUUCCUGCGCCAGGUGCCCGACCUGAUUGUUUCCCGGGGAAAUGGGGGGAUGCCGGCCGCCGCCGCCGUGCUUAUCCCCAACGGCGGCGGGUUGCCAGUCCAGUUUGGGGGCUUUGAAUUCAGUUGCGAUGGCGACGACCUAAUGCCUCAGCUCGGCUGUUCUCCUGUUUUGAUCAGGCCGGUUACAGAUGGGCGCGGGUGGGGGCCGCGGUAUGCUGGCGAUUACAAGACACCGUGGUUCGCGACGGCGUUUGAGAUGGAGGUUCACGAUGUGCUUGAAGGUUCUGAUGCGCUCCCCUGCGCUCGCCCUGGCCAGCGAUGGGCCGUCAUUUGGGACGGAUGCCUAGAGCGUCAAUCCCUCCCCGAGAGUGUCCCGGCCGUCAUGGGCAUUAUCGAUGCCGAGACUCCCCCGCGGCCUGCGACGGACCUGGAGAUCCAGCAGACGGUUUGGACAGAGGGCAUUGGGCCUUAUCAGUACCAAUUCCCAGCUUAUUCUGCGCCUCGUUGGAUCUCUGUGCGGUACAUCUGUCGGGCGAACAUAACGAUGCCUGUUCAGGAAACGGUGUCUGAAAACGAUACCUUUCUUGCUGUUUGGGCCUAUGGUAGGCAGCAGAUGUGGUGCCUACGGUGA